AGAUAUCAGGGCAGCUGGAACUGAAGGUGGCGGGAGCCGAGUGAUCCGGCGGUGAGCUGAGCGGGGCGGGAUGGCGGCGGAGCAGGGGCGGUCGCUGGCGGAGACGCCCACCUGGUCCGUGGCAACCGUCACCACGCUCAUGGUCGCUGCCUGCUUCCUCGUCGAGCGCUCCCUCUCGCGCUUCGCCAAGUGGCUGCGCAAGACCAAGCGGAAGGCCAUGCUCGCCGCGCUCGAGAAGAUCCGCGAAGAGCUGAUGCUGCUCGGAGUCAUCUCGCUGCUGCUCAGCCAGACGGCGCGCUUCAUAUCGGAGAUCUGCGUGCCGUCCUCGCUCUUCACCAGCCGCUUCUACAUCUGCUCCGAGAGCGACUACCAGGACCUGCUGCGCAACACGGACGCCAACCAGACGGCGCUCGACAAGAACAUGUUCGGUGGCCAACGGCUGCACGUCUGUGGCGAGGGCCAUGAACCUUUUGUUUCGUACGAGGGCCUUGAGCAGCUGCACCGGUUUCUCUUCAUCCUUGGUAUCACUCAUGUGUUGUACAGUUUUGUAACAGUGGUUCUGUCCAUGAUCAAGAUCUAUAGCUGGAGGAAGUGGGAAACCUUAGCAGGUCCAAUUGCUGCUGAGGAAUUGAAAGCUAGGAGAACCAAGGUGAUGAGAAGGCAGUCAACCUUUGUUUUUAACAAUGCUUCUCAUCCAUGGAGCAAAAAUAAAAUACUUAUUUGGAUGCUUUGCUUUUUGCGUCAAUUCAAGGGCUCCAUAAUAAGGUCAGACUAUUUGGCACUGAGGUUGGGCUUUGUCACAUAUCACAAGCUACCACAUUCAUAUGACUUCCAUAAAUACAUGGUACGGAGCAUGGAAGAUGAUUACAAUGGGACUAUUGGUAUCAGUUGGCCACUUUGGGCAUAUGCGAUUGUCUGCAUAUUAAUCAAUGUUCAUGGUAUCAAUAUAUAUUUCUGGUUGUCCUUUGUUCCUGUUAUUCUGGUGCUUCUAGUGGGUACUGAACUUCAGCACGUCAUUGCUCAGUUGGCUUUGGAAGUCGCUGAGGCAACAGCGCCUUAUGUUGGCUCACAACUUAAACUGCGUGAUGAUCUAUUUUGGUUUGGAAAGCCUCGGGUACUCUGGUGGCUUAUACAGUUCAUUUCAUUUCAGAAUGCUUUUGAGCUGGCAACAUUCUUAUGGUCUCUGUGGGAACUCAGUGCACAAACAUGUUUCAUGAAGCACUACUACAUGGUUGCCAUUCGGUUGAUUUCUGGGCUCCUAGUUCAGUUUUGGUGCAGCUACAGCACACUGCCGCUGAAUGUGAUUAUUUCUCAGAUGGGUUCCAAGUUCAAGAAAUCACUGGUCUCGGAGAACGUGAGGGAGUCGCUGCACAGCUGGUGCAAGAGGGUUAAGGACAGGAGCCGACACAAUCCGCUCUUCUCGCGGAACGGGACCCUCACGACCAGAUCCGUGUGCUCCCUAGACACCACCUACGAGACGGAUCACGAGACGAACACGGUGUGCACGCUGUCGAGGACGGCGUCGGCGACGUCGCUGGACGACCAGUUGACCGUGGUCACCGUCGAUGACGAGCCGUCCUGCAUUGAGAAGGAUGUCUGACGCAGUUGCUGAUUCGCCAAAACUACAUACUGCACCGACCUGUGUGUUAGGAGGUACUCUAGGACUGAAAUGAAUGUAUAUGUGCAGUGGUUGCCCCUAUCGUGGCAGUGACCAUGUGUAUAUAUAGAACUAAAAAAACUAUAAUGUCUCUUAGCUGAGAGUGAGAGGCUGUACAUGGAAAUACUUGAGGCAGCUUGGACCAAAUACAAAACUGCAUCUUUUCGAGA
Molecule: messenger RNA, 1827 nt
Organism: Zea mays
Lineage: Eukaryota; Viridiplantae; Streptophyta; Magnoliopsida; Poales; Poaceae
Product: barley mlo defense gene homolog 4
Exons: 15
Coding region: 71-1600 (509 amino acids)
Biological process (GO): defense response
Cellular component (GO): membrane
Source: RefSeq, marked provisional